CAAUCCCAAACCCACAGAGAGAACCAUCGGUGUGUUGUAAGUGUUUUUUUCAUCAACCAGUAGGUACGAGUGUGAAAUAGAUUUUAAGACAGGAGAGCAUAGCACCACCGAGUGCUCACUUCUUUUGUGGAAGUUGCAUCAUUGACUAUUCGCAGGGUCCUUUUUUGGUGUUGGUCAUCGUAUCGCUCGACGUCAACUGCAAUCGGAUUAUCCCAUCGUACUACGUAGUCACGUAUCCCCUUUGCUAAGUUUAGUGUACACAACCACGACUUCCUAAGAAAACUCUAGCCACCCUGAACAAGAGUGCAGUUUUUUUCCCACCUAUCAAGUGUUGCAUGUAAAAAUCCUGAUUCUGAUUGUUUGAUUCAACAAGGCAAAUAAACGUUGAGUUGCGCCACAGCUGAGCCAGGAGCAUCUUACUUGGCAUACGAAACGUGUAUCCGCAAGAACGACGAACCCUCAACAGUUUAGCAGUUUUUGUGAACAAUCGAAACUAACCAGUAGGAAAGGUUCGAGGAAGCUUUGAUUCAAGACCUAUCCCAAGAAAGAUUGAUUGUCGAAGGAAAUAGUACCAGUUUCCAACGAGUAUAUUGUAAAACUCCACAAGCAGCAGCAAAAUGGCUUCCGCGGCAGAAGUAGCGAAGCACAACUCCGAGGGGGACUGCUGGGUGAUCAUCGACGGAGAAGUUUUCGAUGUCACCAAGUUUCUGCCGGACCACCCCGGCGGUCCCAAAGCGAUCGUCAUCUACGCUGGCAAGGACGCCACGGAGGAAUUCGACAUGCUGCACGAGCGAAAGGUACUUAGUGGGAAAUAAAAUGAAACGGGUUUUAUUUCUUGUUGUAAAAAUAGAUGAAGUCUGCAAGAAGAUGUAGAAGUGAAUCCUCCGAUACUGCACUCGAUAUGUGAAUGCUCUAAGCUCGAUGAAUACGUGCUUGCUGGCAUAGAAUUACUUUUCGAAAACGAAACAAAAACAAAAAGGUGAUUGAAAAAUACGGAAUCAAGAAGGGCGUGGUGACAAAAAUCGGAAAAUUCUAUGAAAUGCGGAAAAUCUUCCGACAGAAGAUGGUUCAGUUUCAAAUUUUACACGUUCCGAAUGUGAAUGCCUUUUCAGCGGGGCCAAGUCUUUGCGUUUUCCCCAACUGUUUUAUGGAAAUUUAGAAGUACACAAAUUGCGCAAUAGAAAUAAUCGCGGACCGACGGCCUGCUGUUGCAGUAAAAAUCGACGCGUGCAUAUCUAUUCGAAAAAAAGAGAAAACAAAACCGUUUUCCGGCACGAGAGUUUUUCCGUUGCAUAUCGGGAAGUGAAGUAUCACUUUUGGCGAUCCUUGAAGAGAAGAUGAUAGAAGAGCAACAAAACACCACCACCAGAAAACGUCAACACAACCCGAGAUUCCGCAUCGCCGCAGAAAGACCAGUUUUGAUGACUAUCAAGCGUAUGAAAAAUAAAUUUUCCUUCUUUCGGACAUGUCAUCUCAUUUGUGUGUUGGAAAUUCAACUAGAGACGAUGUCGUCUGGUGUAACUAUACCAAUCUACCACGACUUUUUGAGUAAGUAAGGACAAAAAAAAUAUAUUUUCCGAAGUUUGCAGAUUGAUGAUUAUCCUCGGAACAGUGGUAUGAAACGAAAACGUAAGUACAGGAACCAAUCGGAUGAUCACGAUCAGCAGACUCCUAGUAGCCAUAUGAAAGAUUUGCCGAAGAUCCAUCUGGGUCAACGUUCCGUCCUCAGCCCUUCGAACCUCUGUUAAAACUUCUUGGAAAAAUUUUUUUUCUGUGAAGGGAAAAAAGCUUUUAUCUGUGAUUUGAAAUAGCGACAAUUUUUCCAAUACUUACAAAAGUUUGUAGUUUUGAUCGAAAAAAGAAAAGUUACCGGAGUAGGGAAGGAACAGAUCAAGUAGUUGCGCCUCGCACAAGAAAACUUCUUGGAUGUAUUUUGUGAAUGGUAGACAAGAAAGAAGGAGGCAAUCACAUGAUUAAGCAACCUCGAUG
Molecule: messenger RNA, 1989 nt
Organism: Amoebophrya sp. A120
Lineage: Eukaryota; Dinophyceae; Syndiniales; Amoebophryaceae
Source: the annotation of a GenBank genome assembly